Messenger RNA from Helobdella robusta, 1842 nucleotides. RefSeq lists its product as hypothetical. The transcript has 5 exons. The record is from RefSeq and is a predicted model, not a curated record. The coding region runs from base 1 to 1842 and encodes 613 amino acids. Lineage: Eukaryota; Metazoa; Annelida; Clitellata; Rhynchobdellida; Glossiphoniidae.
AUGUUCAACGCUGGUAGAAUAAUCAGUAGACAGAGGGGUCCAGGGAUAAGAAGUUGGAAAAACAAAGCUCCUCCAGUUUGGUUGAAAGUUCCUAAAAAGUACAGAAGGCAGCAGCGUUAUUUAGCUGCAAAACAACAAGAAACAAACACGGCCCGACUUGAAAUUUAUGAAGCAUCACUGGAGUCUUUGUCGAAGAAACCCUAUCCUUUUGUCUGGCAGGCGCUCGUCGCCUCACUAAUCGGAAUAGCUAUUUUUUUAUUUGGUGUGUUUUUAUGUUUUGUUGGAUUCAAAGCAGAAUACAGCCAAGAUGAUUUGAAAUCUUUCAGUUAUGAGGAAUUUUUGCUGAACCACCAUGCGGAGCAAGCUCAGUUGAGGCAGGAAAUUCAACGCCAGCAAGCUCACCUAUUUAUGGACCGCGAGAAAUACGACGUAGUUUACGUUAGAAAUUUGAAAAAUGUCGUUUACAAAGUCUUCAACAGCAACAAAAUAAAAGCAUUUCGCGAGCAAGAGCGGAAAAGAGAAAGCAUUGGCAAAGCACACCAUUUCAUUCCUAUUCCAACCAACUCCAUUUUAGAUAACUCUACGAUUAAUGAAAGAUUUUUGAGGGAACAUGUUGAAAUAAAUGAGAAUUUUUUAAAUGUUACACAAUUGUUAAAAAAUAACAGCGUAAUAAGUGAAAUAUUUGAUAAAAUAAAAAAGCUCACAUCAAACAUAACGGAUAGUUUUAUAAAUGAUGAACUUAAAAGCGCGAAUGACAGCGAGGCAUCCAACGAAGCAACUGCGAAGAGUUACCAUGAUGAGCAGAACUCACUAUCCAAUUUCAAGUUUUUAAUAUACGUCGGACCGCUCGUCAUGAGCAUUGGCAUAUUUUUCGUCAUUCUGUCGUUCGUCGUCGUCUGCGAACUGAGGGAAAAAGUGGAGGCAGUCCCAAUUAAGAGAGAUAGAAAAAAAUUUGAAAAAAAAUGUGGCCCCCUGUUUAGAAAUUCGCGUAAUUAUAAAUACGAGAAAGAAGAUUUAAAUUUCUUCAAAGCGGUCGUUUACGCUCCAUUUUUGAAAGUUGAUAGCAGAAAGAAGGACGAAUUCGUUAAAACAAUGAAGCAGAUGUACCUACAAGAUGACCAAGAUAGAAAUCAAGAACAGCAGUACAGUAGUACAAAUUCCGUCAUAGCCUUACGAAAAGUACUAAACAUGUUCAGUUUUUGGGAUAAGUUGUACCUGAGUGAACUUCAGCACAAAUGCUAUUAUACGUGGGGAAAAAAUGUUUCCAGUGCUAAGGGUCGAUACGGAGGGUCCAUCGCAUUCAAUUACGCAGUCAAACCAAACAACAGCCGUGAUAAUAAUCACACCACUAAGAACUCGAGACGAAAGGACAUCAUCUCACUUUGCACAUGCACGUUGGAGCGUACGAACCUCAACGUUAUGCCAAAUUUGCUCAAUUACGUUUUGAAACUCGUGAAGAUUUUAGCAUUUCUGUAUUUCAUACUGCAAUGUACAAAUCAGCAACAAGAUUUGCAAAAUUUGGUUUUCACGGAAUUUUUCAUGCACCUGGAUACUUCAAAAGCAACUCCAUCAAAUCGUAGCAACAACACUGGCCAGCCAUGCCUUAAAACCACCGACCCAGCCAAUUACAUGGUUGUUAAUCGGGUCAGGUCACUGAUAAAUUGUGUCAAGCUGUGCGGAGAACUUCAAAAUAGUUAUUUAGAUUGUCAGCUGAUGAGUUACUCGCCCCAGAAACAAACGUGUGUGAUGAUGGAUCCUUUGAACUUUGAUUUGAACUACAUCCAGACAUUGAAUGCCGCAAAUGCUCCAAGAAGGACGUCAAGGACGGGUUUUCUUGUUUGA